GAGUAAGAAAAGUGUGGAGGCUCUUAAGGACUACCAGGAAUCCUCCACUAGAAAGAUCGGAAGCAGAGAGAGGAAUCGGUUUAAUGCACAGCCUGCUACAAAAACAACAAUCAGCUGUGAGAGCAGAUUUUUAAUCCUUCAUUUUUCCACUCAGUGAGCAACCAAAACAUUUCAAGCAUUUUUUCUGUCUGAGAAGACGCACAACUGAAAGCAGCAGCGAUGGCGCCCUCUCUCCUCCAGGCGUACAGGAGGCGCUGGUGGAUGGCGGUGACGGCGGUGCUUGAAAACCUGCUGUGUUCGGCUGUGCUGCUGGGAUGGGGCUCCCUGCUCAUCAUGCUGAAAAGACAAGGCUUCUACUCCCACCUGUGCUCAGAGAAUGACUCUGCGAUCGUGUCUUUGGAUAACGCCUCCACCAGUGAGGUGGAGGAGUGGGUGAGCUGUGUGGACCAGGAGGAGAUGCUGAAUCUGGGCUUCACCAUUGGUUCCUUCUUGCUCAGUGCCACCACCCUGCCACUCGGUAUCUUGAUGGACAAAUUUGGGCCACGCCCAAUUCGACUGGUGGGCAGUUCGUGUUUUGGUCUGUCCUGUGUUAUAAUGGCCGUGUCUUCUUACGACCCUCAUCUUCUGUCAGCGCUAAUUUUUUUGGCUCUCUCCCUGAAUGGCUUUGGAGGCAUCUGCCUGACCUUCACCUCACUCACGCUGCCCAACAUGUUUGGUUCUCUGAGCUCCACCAUCAUGUCUCUGAUGAUUGGUUCCUACGCCUCCUCUGCUGUCACCUUCCCUGGAGUCAAGCUGAUCUACGACACAGGCGUGUCCUUCCAGGUGAUCAUGUGGAUGUGGGCAAGUCUUGCCGGGUUAGUCUUUUUCAACUGUUUCCUCAACUGGCCCACAGAAGGCUUCCCUACACCUGACGAGGUAGACUACAGUAAGAUCCUCACACUGCAAGAGCUGCCUGCAUCUGACCAGAAGGUUGUUGGAGAGAGACUGAGCCUGAGCCAGAAGAAUGGAGACGUCGGACACUACAAAGAGAAACUUCCUAAUGGACCUGACUCUGAUCCUGCACCCAAAUCUCCUUCCUUCCGACAGUCUGUGUUCUCUCCCAUCUUCCUGUGGAGUCUGGUUACAAUGGGGAUGUCCCAGUUGAGGAUCAUCUUCUUCAUGGGGGCGAUGAACAAAAUGCUGGAGUUUAUGGUCUCCCACGGUGAAGAGCAUCCAUUAGAUCAGCUUGUGAUUGAGACAGAAGAGAAAGUGAGUUUCUACUCGUCCAUCUUCGGCACGCUGCAGCUGCUGUGCCUGGCCACGUGUCCUCUGAUUGGAUACAUCAUGGACUGGAAGAUGAAGGAUUGUGAAGAGGAGAAGACCGUCUCCCCAAGCACAGAAAAGAGGCAGAGCAGUAUACCCAUGAGAGACCGUAAGAUCCAGAAAGUGACCAACGCCAUGAGGGCCUUCAUUCUCACCAACAUGCUGCUGCUUGCUUUCGGAUGUUGCUGCCUCAUAGACAACCUGCCUCUACAGAUCCUGACUUUCAUCCUCCACACGAUGGUCCGAGGCUUCAUCCACUCUUGCUGCGGAGGCCUUUAUGCUGCUGUAUACCCGUCCAACCACUUUGGCACUCUGACAGGCCUCCAGUCCAUGAUCAGCGCUGUGAUCGCUCUGCUGCAGCAGCCGCUCUUCAUCGCCAUGGUUGGACCACUGAAAGGAGACCCCUACUGGAUCAACCUUGGCCUGCUCCUCUUCUCAUUGGCUGGCUUCCUGUUACCGGGUUACCUGUUCUACCACCGCAGACAGCUGCUGAGGGAAAAGGACGCCAGAGACAAGCGGGCGGCCGGACAGGAGCUGCAGGCGCUCAACGACAACGGGAUCAACGGCCACAAACCUCACAGCAACGGCCUUGCAGCUGUGGAGGCUUAGAGCGACACGACAGAGCGGAGGGGGCAUUGUAGGAUUUAUUUUUGUAUGUGCCUUCAAAAUGAGCACCAGAAAUCUACACAUCCAUAUAUAUAUAUUGUUUGGAUAUUUCAAGUGUUUUUCGAGAGAAAAUAGGAUUCCUCAUGUUUUGUUAUGAGUCAGAGUUAGACUUCAAGUUCCUUGUGAUUUUGGGACAAGAUGUGUCAUCAUCAUUUGUUUAUUUAUUUUGGUCAUAUAAGUGUCAAAGAGCCAAAUUAGUGUGAUUUAAAGCCAUAGAUUUCACUCUCAAGCACACGCAAAGAAACAUGCACCCACCCUGUGUAUGGUGUGUCAGACUGCGGAUAUCACAGUACUUGAAAUUCUGUUAUAUAGUUUUCAAAAACUUCUAUUAAUCAUCACAAUCCUUGCUAACACCAAAGAACAGCUUAAAAAUAUUAGGAAAGUUGCACUCUCUACUUCAGUAUUGUUUUAAAAGUGCGUAACGAAGCAAACUUUUAGUUUAUUGUGCUGUUUCUACUGUAAUCCCUCCGGCAAAAGCUAUAAAUAUGUUUCUUUAAAACAAAGCAUAAAAGAAAUCAAGGAACAUUUAAAGGAUCUGAACAUCUGAAUACCAGACUUCUGGUACGUAUAAAUAAGUGUCUGAGGUAUUUUCAGAGAUAUUCACACACACACACACACACACACACACACACACACACACACACACACACACACACACACACGUAAACGCACAGAUAGGCUGGUUGUAGAGACACCAUAUCUACCUCCUCUGUUUCCUUUUUCUUUAAUCGUCUCUCUGCAACCGACUCCUCUGUCCAUCAAUGUUUUGUUUUUUUUCUAAUUAGGAACUAUUAAUUCUUUUAAAUACCCAAAAUGAUUCAUUUAAUCAUUACAUAAUUUUUCAUUGUACAUUUAUGUUCAUGAGAUAUUGCUAAAUCAGCCCUUGCAUUUCUGGAAUUUUUUAUAUGUAGGCAAUAAUAUUUUUUUAUAAACAGGAAAAAUAUGUUUUUUGGAAAAUUCACAAGGAAAAAUAUGACUGACUUCUGACAUACGUGUGUCAAUGUUAUGAAUCACUUUUUACUGCUUUAUGCACAGAAAUUAACUAGUGUGUGUAUAAAAUAUGUAUUUAAGUGUAUUUUUAUACUCUAGCUGCAGUAGCAUUAAAAAGGGAAGCGUUUGUUUCAGUAUACGUUUUUUUGUAGUGUGCGGAUUAUAAAUUAAGCUCAGAUGAUUGACUGUGUAUUCUGCUUUUGCUGUUUUUUUUUGCUUAUUUUUGUAAACAAACCUCCAUCAUAAUUGCUUUUUUAAAAUAUAACGGAGGUGUGUCUUGUAUUUUAUUGCGUAUUCUGCUUGCUUUACUAUAUAUGAGUGUGUACAGCACGUUAACUGAUGGCUGAGUAGAAUGGUUGUGGUUAAACAAGUUUUUUAAAUAUGAUUUAUUUUUGCUUAGAUGCUCAAAGUCACAUUAAAAGGACAUCGUUUCAGCCAGCUGCAGAUAAAUAUAUAUUAUUCCAAAGUGACAAAAUGUCUCUGUACAUAUUUGUUCUGCACACAGCAACAGUAUAGUGUAGAUUUGUUGAAUCAGCUGUAUUAUUUAGCAUUUUUUUACUCAAUUAAUUUCAGUGUGAAAUUAGUAGAUUCUCUCUCGUCUGUUGCAUUUCUUUCCUGCGUUUUCCUUCGUACAUAAAAUGUUUUAAGCGGCUUGAAUGCUCUCUCGCCAUGAAGGAGAUUGUGUUUUGUUUCAACUCUGUGCCUAUUCUACCAUCUUGCCUUUAAUGCAACAGAUAUGAAUGUAAGAUUAAGAUUCUGCUAAACAAUACUCUGUAAACCAAAGCCAUGUGUGGCGACUGUUAGCAAAACUCUUAACAGCAAUGCCUUACAACACAAUGCAUUAGUUCUGCGGUAAAUGCCAGUUUGAUUUUAGUUUUGUCACAGGUGUUGAUUCAGCUUGAUGGUCAUUUUGGAGGUUGUACUUUGUGUUAUGUAUAAAUAAUGUUGUGUGCGUUACAAUCAGUGUUGGUGAGAUUUUUCAGUUUGGCUUGUGUCAUCACUUUCCUCUUGUGCAGUACUUUGUGAAGUUUAAAAACAAAUGCACCAUCAAGUUGCCUCAACAGUCACUAAGAAAUGAGUCAGACAACCGUAGUUGCUGCCUGAAUUGUUGUGUUAAAGUUUAAUCAACACCUCUGAUAAUCUCUGCAAAAAAAACAUCCUUUGCUUUGUAUGUAUUUUAAGACCACCAUGGCUUAUCUUAUCUUCUCUCUUUACCCUUGGGGUUGAAGUGUUGGUAUGCCUGCUAAAUGUACACCUUUCUUUCCUUAAAUCACUAUAUCCAGCUUCUGCAUUUGAUAAACAAAUAAAUGAAUGAAUGUAAACAUA
Molecule: messenger RNA, 4284 nt
Organism: Cottoperca gobio
Lineage: Eukaryota; Metazoa; Chordata; Actinopteri; Perciformes; Bovichtidae
Gene: slc43a1a
Product: solute carrier family 43 member 1a
Exons: 15
Coding region: 220-1911 (563 amino acids)
Biological process (GO): neutral amino acid transport; transmembrane transport
Molecular function (GO): neutral L-amino acid transmembrane transporter activity; L-amino acid transmembrane transporter activity
Source: RefSeq, a predicted model, not a curated record